This is a messenger RNA of Geodia barretti, 302 nucleotides long. Lineage: Eukaryota; Metazoa; Porifera; Demospongiae; Tetractinellida; Geodiidae. The record is from the annotation of a GenBank genome assembly.
ACAUAUUGUUUGAAUCGAAGUUGGACAUGAAAUGAUCCCAGAAAUAUGCUCGUAACUUGGAUUUUAUUGCAGAAGGAGAAAGAGUUAUAUCGAAGAAAGUUACUUCUACCGAGGGGGUGUUUCAGCUUGUAACUAUGGCCAGCUCUAGUAGAAUGACUACAGAACUGGACAAACUCGUGUAUAUUGAAAUGGCCGGAUGGAAACUUUACAGACUUGACCAGAAACAUAAUGUCAACAAUUUCAAACUCCAUCAUCAGGGGCAACAGAUUAAGGUAUAUUAGUCGAUUCCUGUAGUCCAAGAG